CCCACACCUUCAAUCCCCGCCUUGACCUUGACUUUGGAUUUAAAAUCAUUUCCCCAAAAGAAGAAGGGCGAGCCUUUAGCGAAAGAGAAGACGGCUCUCUGCGUCAUCUCAAGCAGGAUUUUGAACUCGCCACAGCCCCAGGCGCCGGAGAGAUGCCAGCUGGUUUCCAGCAGAUGCGGAGAGAGGACGAGGACGAGGAAGGAGAGGAAGAUGCUGGCAGUGGGAUAACCUUCACCUUAAUCUUGUCCGUCUUCACGGCCGUGUUGGGGUCCCUGCAGUUUGGAUACAACAUCGGAGUCAUCAACGCACCGCAAGAGAUCAUCGAACAAAACUACAAUGCUACCUGGCUACAUCGCAACGGGGAGCACAUCGACCCCAACACCCUCAAAACGCUCUGGUCCCUGUCGGUCGCCAUCUUUUCCAUCGGCGGCAUGAUCUCUUCCUUCAUGGUGGGCGUUGUCUCGGAAUGGCUCGGCAGGAAGAGGGCGAUGAUUGUGAACAAUGGUUUGGCCUUCCUUGGCGGCGGUUUCAUGGGCCUGGCCAAACUCGGCAAGUCCUACGAGAUGAUGAUCAUCGGACGAUUCCUGAUUGGGGCUUUCUCAGGAUUUGCUUCGGGUCUCGUUCCCAUGUACGUGGGCGAAAUCUCCCCCACCAACCUGCGCGGGGCGCUGGGCACACUGAAUCAGCUGGCCAUUGUCAUCGGAAUCCUCAUUGCCCAGGUGUUUGGUCUGGACAGUCUUCUGGGCACAAGUGAGCUGUGGCCCCUCUUGCUGGGUAUCUCGGUGGUCCCUUCCAUCCUCCAGCUCCUGAUGUUCCCCUUCUGUCCGGAGAGCCCCCGAUACCUCUACAUCAUCCGCAACAAGGAGUCCAAGGCCAAAGAAAGUCUCAAGCGGCUGACGGGCCAGGCGGACGUGACCGCGGCUCUGACGGAGAUGAAGGAGGAGAAGCGGCGCAUGGACUUGGAGCGCAAAGUCUCCAUCGCGCAGCUCUUCCGCUGCCGCAUCUACCGCCAGCCCCUGUUGAUCGCCGUGGUCUUGCAGCUCUCGCAGCAGCUCUCCGGCGUCAACGCGAUAUUCUAUUACUCAACCGACAUCUUCAAAAAGGCUGGCUUGGACAAACCCAUUUUCGCCACCAUCGGAGCUGGCGCGGUGAACACGGUGUUCACCGUCGUUUCGGUGUUCCUGGUGGAGCGAGCCGGGAGGCGGACCUUGCAUAUGGUGGGAUUGGCUGGGAUGGCCGUGUGUGCCAUCCUUAUGACAGUUGCCCAGGGCUUGACGGAACGUGUGCCGGCAAUGAGCUACCUCAGCAUGGUGGCCACCUUUGGCUUCGUGGCGUUCUUUGAGAUCGGUCCGGGUCCCAUUCCCUGGUUCAUUGUGGCGGAGCUCUUCAGCCAGGGUCCCCGGCCGGCCGCAAUGGCUGUGGCCGGCUUCGCCAACUGGACUUGCAACUUCAUCAUUGGGAUGAGCUUCCCCUCGAUUGAGGGAGCUCUCCACUCGUACGUCUUCCUCAUCUUCGCAGCCCUCCUCUUCGUCUUCUUGAUCUUCACCUACAUCAAGGUGCCUGAGACGCGAGGGCGGACCUUUGACCAGAUCGCCGCUACAUUCCGACGGACGCCAUCAUUGCUAGAACGAGAGGUCAAGCCGUACACGGAACUGGACGAACUGAGCCCGGAAGCCCAUGGGGGUGUGGGGGUGGGCUUUUGGGCAGGCGACGAACCCUAGCGCCCAUAAUACACCUCAAAUGUGGACCGUGGUGUUCGGGGUGGCUGGCAAGAGGUACCAGGACCUGCCUAGCACUUUAAUGGUGCCACAAGCCUUAUUGGCGUGUGGUCAGCAGAGUUGAACCCAAUUUAUUUCUUCGUUUCUUUGUUUUUAUUAGGUCAGUUUUUAGCCUGGAUGCGUUUUUAAUUUCUUUCCCUUUUUUUUUUAAAGAAAGAAAGGAAAAACAUUAAUAAAAAGCAGGGUGGGCAUUGUGUGUGGGGGGGGGAGAGACACAAGGCCCCUCGCCCCGCUUUCUUUGUUCCGGAGGACAAGAAGUUUGUUGCGUCGAGCCAGGAGCCACGAGUUCCGAUUCUGUAAAUAAAGGAUCGUGGGGGAUUGGCACAGAGAGCGGAUGCCCCCGGGGGCCGGCGUGCUAUCGAGAUCCAGGAAAUGCGUUCUCCCCAAAAGCAAAGUUCAAAGGCAGA
Molecule: messenger RNA, 2185 nt
Organism: Lacerta agilis (Sand lizard)
Lineage: Eukaryota; Metazoa; Chordata; Lepidosauria; Squamata; Lacertidae
Gene: SLC2A4
Product: solute carrier family 2 member 4
Exons: 11
Coding region: 153-1721 (522 amino acids)
Biological process (GO): D-glucose transmembrane transport; cellular response to insulin stimulus
Cellular component (GO): membrane
Source: RefSeq, a predicted model, not a curated record